AUGUCGUUGUUACAGGGUGCUGCUCCUCAAUGGUAUCUUUGUCGCCCUUGUUCCCGAACCUUAAGUCGUCGUGCGGUCGUUGUCUUAUGCAUUACAUUCGCAAGCUCUAUCGAAAGAAUUGCUGUACAUCAGCAAUUAAUUAUCUUUAUUCGUGAAAGCACAAACACCAACCAGCCUUCACGAGAAUCUUCCCCUCAAGCACAAACACCAACCAGCCUUCAAAACCACCUUCCCCUCAAGCACAAACACCAACCAGCCUUCACGAUAAUCUUCCCCUCAAGCACAAACACCAACCAGCCUUCACGAGAAUCUUCCCCUCAAGCACAAACACCAACCAACCUUCACGAUAAUCUUCCCCUCAAGCACAAACACCAACCAGCCAUCAAGACCACCUUCCCCUCAAGCACAAACACCAACCAGCCUUCACAACCACCUUCCCCUCAAGCACAAACACCAACCAGCCUUCAGGACCACCUUCCCCUCAAGCACAAACACCAACCAGCCUUCAAGACCACCUUCUCCUCAAGCACAAACACCAACCAGCCUUCAAGACCACCUUCCCCUCAAGCACAAACACCAACCAGCCUUCAAGACCACCUUCCCCUCAAGCACAAACACCAACCAGCACCUUCCCCUCAAGCACAAACACCAACCAGCACCUUCCCCUCAAGCACAAACACCAACCAGCACCUUCCCCUCAAGCACAAACACCAACCAGCACCUUCCCCCUCAAGCACAAACACCAACCAGCACCUUCCCCCUCAAGCACAAACACCAACCAGCACCUUCCCCUCAAGCACAAACACCAACCAGCCUUCAAGACCACCUUCCCCUCAAGCACAAACACCAACCAGCCUUCAAGACCACCUUCCCCUCAAGCACAAACACCAUCCAGCCUUCAAGACCACCUUCCCCUCAAGCACAAACACCAUCCAGCCUUCAAGACCACCUUCCACUCAAGCACAAACACCAACCAGCCUUCAAGACCACCUUCCCCUCAAGCACAAACACCAACCAGCACCUUCCCCUCAAGCACAAACACCAACCAGCCUUCACGACCACCUUCCCCUCAAGCACAAACACCAACCAGCACCUUCCCCUCAAGCACAAACACCAACCAGCACCUUCCCCUCAAGCACAAACACCAACCAGCACCUUCCCCUCAAGCACAAACACCAACCAGCACCUUCCCCUCAAGCACAAACACCAACCAGCACCUUCCCCUCAAGCACAAACACCAACCAACCUUCACAUGAAGAAUUUCUCCUCAAACCUGGACUCAGAGCGCAGAAAAUGAAGAUGGAGUUCCCAGACAUCAGCUGGACAAUGUGA
Procambarus clarkii (red swamp crayfish) is the source of this 1332-nucleotide messenger RNA. The record is from RefSeq and is a predicted model, not a curated record. NCBI's taxonomy places the organism in Eukaryota, Metazoa, Arthropoda, Malacostraca, Decapoda, Cambaridae.